AUGAAUAAAAACAGGCUAAUUAAUAAAGUAAAGGAAAUAUCAACAUUACAAAAAAAGUAUAACCUUUUUACGAGUAUUAAUAAAAAUAUAGAACAACAAUUAUGUUUAAAUAAUGCCCAAAAUAAACAACUUAGUGGAUUAUUAGGUGCAAUUAAGGACAACAUUGUUACUAAAGAUUUUGAUACAACUUGUGCUUCUGAAAUUUUGAAAGGGUACAAAUCUCCUUUUGAUUCAACGGUAGUAAGCAUUUUAAAAAAUAACGGUGCUACUAUUUUAGGUAAAACCAAUUUAGAUGAGUUUGGUAUGGGUUCAGCCGGUUUUAAUUCUGUAUAUGGACCAACAUUAAAUCCAAUAUACCCCAACGAAAAGAGAGUUGCUGGUGGAUCCUCCUCCGGUAGUGCAGCUGCUGUUAGUUGUGAUUUGGCCGAUUUUAGUUUAGGAACGGAUACAGGUGGAUCCGUUAGGCUACCAGCAUCUUACACUCAUGUAUUGGGAUUCAAACCUUCUUACGGCAGGAUAUCUAGAUAUGGAGUGGUGGCAUAUGCUCAAAGUUUGGAUACAGUUGGUAUUUUGGCAAAAGAUAUUAACAUCUUGGAUAAAAUAUUUAGGCUAUUAGACAAGUUUGACCAAAAAGAUCCAACAUCUUUAUCAAAUGAAUUGAGAACAAAAAUUGAAGAGAAAAACGCUGACAGUGAAAAGCAAAUUAAAAUUGGCUUGGUUAAUGAAUUGAAACAAGAAUCUGUCCCGGAUCUAUUUCAUGAUGUUUUACUUGAUGUACUCAGAAAGCUACAUAAACGAAGAAUGUCCGUUUUUUCGGUGUCUAUUCCAUCGGUUAAAUACUCUCUACCGAUAUAUUAUACUUUAGCCCCUGCUGAAGCUGCUUCCAACCUAUCUAGGUAUGAUGGAAUUAGAUAUGGUAAAAGAGAUAAAGACAGUGAUUUGUGUGAUGACACUUUAUUUGCACCCACCAGAGCUGAAUUUGGUGAAGAGGUUAAAAAUAGAAUUAUUUUGGGUAAUCAUAAUUUGUGUUCUGAUUCGUUUAAGAAUAACUAUCUUAAAGCACAACAAUUAAGAGUUCAAUUGAUAGAUGAAUUUGACUCUAUAUUUAGAUCCUAUAAUGUUUUAACUAAAAAUAAAAAUAAUUUUGAAAAGGGUGUUGAUUUUUUAAUUUGCUUAACAGCAAUGAAUAAGGCUCCCAAAUUAACGGAUGUUUUAUCAAAAUAUAAGCAAAGUUCACUAAAGUCCUAUAUUAAUGAUGUAUUUACAGUACCUAUGUCAUUAGCUGGUUUACCAACUAUUUCUGUUCCGAUCAAAAAUACUGAAGUUAGCAUUCAAAUUGUAGGUCAGUAUGGUGAUGAUUAUAAGGUUUUGGAAAUGGCCAAAACAAUAAUGAGCUUGUAA
Molecule: messenger RNA, 1401 nt
Organism: Saccharomycodes ludwigii
Lineage: Eukaryota; Fungi; Ascomycota; Saccharomycetes; Saccharomycodales; Saccharomycodaceae
Gene: HER2
Product: glutamyl-tRNA(Gln) amidotransferase subunit HER2
Exons: 1
Coding region: 1-1401 (466 amino acids)
Biological process (GO): mitochondrial translation; glutaminyl-tRNAGln biosynthesis via transamidation
Cellular component (GO): mitochondrion; glutamyl-tRNA(Gln) amidotransferase complex
Molecular function (GO): glutaminyl-tRNA synthase (glutamine-hydrolyzing) activity
Source: RefSeq, a predicted model, not a curated record